AUGAAUAACUUCAACAAUCCAUCAAUACUCAAGGAUACAGCUAUGAUGGAGGCUUCGGGAGAAGCCUCCAUCAUACCAAACACGUAUCCUACUGUUAUUCUAGGUACCCCAACACCCUCAAGCCCUCCCCCGCCUUCUGAAAACCCUCAAUUCGAAAUCUCUAGCCCUAGUCUACCAACCAAUCAGCCAACCAGUUCUGGAAGAAGAGUUGAAGACUUCAAUCUACUUAGUGACCCCUUUAUUACUCAAGAUACAACCAAUACUACCUAUAUAUUCAAUCAGAAUAAGAAACGUGGCCCUACAAUGCCCCUUAGCAAUCAGAAUAAACAACCCAGAAUAAAAAACAAUCCAACUACACCUAAGGAAGCUAUCUUAAAAGCAAGAGAUCUUAUAGUAUUAGCGUCAACUCUUUCUCAAUCAUGUGAUGAGCAAUCGAAGCUAUUAGAUCUCCUAGAGAUCUUUAGAGAAUAUACCGAAAAAGGAAAGCUCACCACCGCCUCCAAUAUCAUCACCUCCUGUUGGUACGAGAAGGAUACGGAAGACGUAGCACCCACGGAUUAUGUAGGUCCUCUAGUCUCUUUCGCGUUCGCUUAG
Molecule: messenger RNA, 594 nt
Organism: Sclerotinia sclerotiorum 1980 UF-70
Lineage: Eukaryota; Fungi; Ascomycota; Leotiomycetes; Helotiales; Sclerotiniaceae
Exons: 2
Coding region: 1-594 (197 amino acids)
Source: RefSeq, a predicted model, not a curated record